GUCGAGACACGAUUUAAUCGACCUUCAAGAAAUGAUGAUAGCAUUAUCCCCGAGAAUGAAACACAAGAAGAAGUACCAACUAUCUUUCCAAAGAUAGGUCGCUCAUUUGGACAUGAGGAAGUUGUCUCUCUUGGCAAUGAUGUUUUGGACAAGGCACAUCACUAUGUGCUUACUAAUUGUAGUGACGUAGAUCCUUUUAUUGAGCAGCACCUGUCUUUGUUAAAAAGUCAAUAUCCACGCAAGUCACCUCAUGCUAUUCAAGUACUUCACAAUUCC
Messenger RNA from Linum tenue, 276 nucleotides. NCBI's taxonomy places the organism in Eukaryota, Viridiplantae, Streptophyta, Magnoliopsida, Malpighiales, Linaceae. The record is from the annotation of a GenBank genome assembly.